UGGUGACAGCGGUGAGUAAUGUAGACAAUUUGCAUCAGUUUCUCUAGUCACUCGGUCUAACAGAGGUGAGAUUUGUUUCAGCAGUCGCUGAAGCCCAAUACAACAAGCUCCUGUUUACAGGUCUCUGUAAGCCUUUCUGUGGACUUGCCAUGUGUUCUGGAAUAGUGGAGAAUUAUGUGGCAGCCAUGGUGCUCAGUGGUGCCGGAGAUGCCCUCGGUUACAGAAAUGGCCAAUGGGAAUUCUGUACAAAGGGUUCGAAGAUUCAUGCUGCACUGGCCGAACUAGGAGGCAUUGAGAACAUAGAUGUAAAAACGUGGAUAGUAAGUGAUGACACUGUCAUGCAUAUUGCCACGGCAGAAGCUUUGGUGAAGGCAGGAAAAAACAUUGAACCUUCCAAUCUAUAUCCUUUACUGGCAAAGAAAUACAAGGAGUGUAUGGAUGACAUGGAUGGCAGAGCACCAGGAGGUACUUGCAUGAGCAGUGCAUAUGAGCUAAAUCCUGCAACUCCAGAUGGAUGGAUGAUCCCAUUCCAUAAAUCAGCAGGAGGGUGCGGUGCAGCUAUGAGAGCUAUGUGCAUAGGACUGAGGUUUCCACGCCCAGAGCAACUGAAUGACCUGAUACGCAUCAGUGUAGAGAGUGGUAGAAUGACACACCACAAUCCUACAGGAUACCUGGGUUCACUGGUGUCUGCAUUGUUCACCUCCUAUGCCAUAAACCGUAAGCCUCUGCACGAGUGGGGUAAGGGUUUGCUGGACGUGUUGCCUUUGGUAAAGGACUAUGUCAUAGAUGCCGGGCGGGAUGUGUCGCAAAAUCUGGGUGCAUGGUCUUACUUUGAAGAACAGUGGAUCUCCUAUCUUGGAAAAAGGGACAUUUUGAAUGGAACAUCUCAGCCACAGUUUCCAGAGAAAUAUGAUGUUGAGGAACGAGAUCAGUUUUACACUUCAGUAAGCUACAAUGGAUGGGGUGGAGGCAGUGGGCAUGAUGCACCCAUGAUUGCUUAUGAUGCGAUCCUUGGUUCUGGUGAGAACUGGACAGAACUCUCUCACCGUGCAUUUUUCCAUGGUGGGGAUAGUGAUUCAACUGCGGCCAUUGCAGGUGCCUGGUUUGGAAGCAUGUAUGGAUUCAAAGGUGUCCCCAAAGCCAACUAUAAGAAAUUGGAAUACAGAGAGAGACUAGAAAAGCUUGGAAAGGAGCUCUACCAUCUUGCAUAAAGCAUGGGACUCAUUUGUAAAGCUUCUAUCAAUAAAGUAAAAAAUUCCUUUCACUGAAAAAUGAUCUUUCCCUACUUACAGUACUCAAACUGUGUUGACAUUGCUCUUAGAAUCCUGUUACUGGAAACAAUACAUGCCAUAGUAACCAGUAGACCACAGAACCUGUCACCAGUACUAUUCUGCCCUCUCUGCAGACCCGCUGAACCUCCAUCACUGUGAGAGAAACGAGUCCGACGAGACUUGUGGCCUCUCCCUCCCCCGCCUUCUGCCAGUGACUGGCAGGUUUCUUUCCUUU
Messenger RNA from Bufo bufo (common toad), 1506 nucleotides. It is a transcript of the gene ADPRH, whose product is annotated as ADP-ribosylarginine hydrolase. The record is from RefSeq and is a predicted model, not a curated record. Gene Ontology annotation, molecular function: ADP-ribosylarginine-[protein] hydrolase activity; magnesium ion binding. Gene Ontology annotation, biological process: protein de-ADP-ribosylation. The transcript has 4 exons. Lineage: Eukaryota; Metazoa; Chordata; Amphibia; Anura; Bufonidae. The coding region runs from base 150 to 1211 and encodes 353 amino acids.